Messenger RNA from Galleria mellonella (greater wax moth), 418 nucleotides. Its product is annotated as shematrin-like protein 1. Lineage: Eukaryota; Metazoa; Arthropoda; Insecta; Lepidoptera; Pyralidae. The coding region runs from base 36 to 383 and encodes 115 amino acids. The transcript has 2 exons. The record is from RefSeq and is a predicted model, not a curated record.
ACUAAUUCUACAGUUAACACUUAACCACUCGCAAAAUGAUUGCUAAGAUUGUUUCCAUCCUCUUUAUGUUUGGUCUGGCUCAUGCCGGAAACAUUGGCUAUGGAGCUCUUGGAUAUAAUGGUCUCGGCUAUGGCGGUCUCAACUAUGGCGGUCUCGGCUAUGGCGGUCUCGGCUAUAGCAGCUUAGGUUAUGGCGGUAUUGGCGGAUAUGCCGGAUAUGGCGUUGCCCCGGUCGCAGCCGCUCCCGUCGUUGCCGCACCCGUUAUUGCGAAUCCAGUUGCAACCAAAACUCUCGCUUCUCCUUUAGCUGUUGCUUCAUAUGGUUAUAAUCCACUCGCAUAUGCGCGAUAUGGUAAUUAUGGAUAUGGCAAUUUAGCCUGGUAGAUUUUGUAUCUUUUUUUUUAACAUUUUUAUGUACU